AUGAAGAGAGAUCACCGAGAUACCUGCACGGAUCAAAAUGGUUCCAAGGGCGAAUACUCGUCGUCCUCAUCCUCAGUGCUGAAUGGCAAGGCCAAAAUUUGGGAACAAGACCAAGAUGGCUGCGGCGGCAGUGGCGGCGGUGGCGGCGGCGGCAUGGAUGAGUUGCUUGCCGUUUUGGGUUACAAGGUUCGGGCCUCAGACAUGGCCGAGGUGGCGGAGAAGCUCGAGCAGCUGGAGAUGGUCAUGGGCUCUGCUCAGGAAGAUGGGAUUUCUCAGCUUUCUGAUACAGUCCACUACAACCCAUCUGAUCUCUCUGGCUGGGUUCAGAGCAUGCUCUCUGAGUUCAACACGGUUGACGGGUCAGCAAUCGACGACCCACUUUUUGUUGCAGCUGGUUCUUCCUCAAUCACCUCCAUACAUUUCUCCAAUUCUCACCAGAUUGAAAACCCAGCAUCUCGGGUUUUCCACGACGAUUCGGAAUACGAUCUCAGAGCAAUUCCUGGCGUUGCGGCUUACCCACAAACCCAUUUGGACUCGGAGGCUGAGAGCAGGAGAAAGCGAUUGAAAACCGCAAUUGGGUCCAAUUCAAUCGGGUCGAAUUCCGGGGUUGGAGCCGACUCGGGUUCUGUAUCGGACCCAGCUCGGCCUCUGGUCCUGGUUGACUCACAAGAAACAGGCGUUAGACUCGUCCAUACACUCGUGGCUUGUGCUGAGGCUGUUCAGCAAGAGAACCUGAAGCUCGCAGACGCGCUUGUGAAGCACGUGGGUCUACUCGCGGCCUCCCAAGCCGGCGCUAUGAGAAAAGUCGCCACUUACUUUGCCGAAGCUCUGGCUCGUCGAAUUUACCGAAUUUACCCUCAGGACAGUCUGGAUUCUUCAUAUUCAGAUAUUCUCCAGAUGCACUUUUACGAGACCUGCCCCUAUCUCAAGUUUGCUCACUUCACCGCAAACCAGGCCAUUCUCGAAGCCUUUGCCACGGCAAGUAGAGUCCACGUCAUUGAUUUUGGGCUUAAGCAGGGGAUGCAAUGGCCAGCGCUCAUGCAGGCCCUAGCAUUGAGGCCCGGCGGGCCGCCCGCGUUUCGGCUUACAGGAAUUGGCCCGCCGCAGCCCGACAACACGGACGCCUUGCAGCAGGUGGGAUGGAAGCUGGCCCAAUUGGCCGAAACUAUUGGCGUAGAGUUUGAAUUUCGGGGAUUCGUCGCCAAUAGUUUGGCGGAUCUCGAACCCUCGAUGCUCGAGAUCCGCCCUCCAGAUGUCGAGACAGUGGCCGUGAACUCGUGUUUUGAGCUCCACCCUCUCCUGGCUCGACCCGGGGCGGUUGAAAAGGUCUUGUCAUCAAUCAAGGCCAUGAAGCCUAAGAUUGUGACAAUUGUGGAGCAGGAGGCAAACCAUAAUGGACCGAUUUUCCUGGACCGGUUCAACGAGGCCUUGCAUUAUUACUCCAACUUGUUUGACUCGCUGGAGGGAUCGUCCGGUCCGAGUCAGGAUUUGGUCAUGUCCGAGGUGUACUUGGGUCGACAGAUAUGCAACGUGGUAGCAUGUGAAGGUCAGGACCGAGUCGAGCGACACGAGACUCUGACUCAGUGGCGAGGCCGGAUGGACUCGGCCGGGUUCGACCUGGUUCACCUCGGGUCGAACGCGUUCAAGCAGGCCAGUAUGUUGCUGGCUCUUUUCGCCGGCGGAGAUGGGUACAGGGUGGAGGAGAACAAUGGGUCUCUCAUGCUUGGGUGGCACACACGACCCCUCAUAGCCACCUCAGCAUGGCAGCUGGCGAGUUCUACUGAGUCAACCCGGUGA
Messenger RNA from Prunus armeniaca (apricot), 1797 nucleotides. NCBI's taxonomy places the organism in Eukaryota, Viridiplantae, Streptophyta, Magnoliopsida, Rosales, Rosaceae. The record is from the annotation of a GenBank genome assembly.